AAUCGCACUCCAAGGUGACUUGGAGACCUCGAAAUCAUCGCGAACAAUUCAAGUUGAGCGCAAACAGCUAUACGAGCAUUGCAACCGCAAAAAUGGUCCGAAAAUUAAAGCAUCAUGAGAAGAAGCUUCUGAAGAAAGUCGAUUUCAUCACAUAUAAGCAAGAUAACGACCAUCGAGAUGCCGCCGUCAUCCGUCGGUACAUGAUCCAGAAGCCCGAAGAUUACCACAAAUACAACCGCCUCUGUGGAUCUCUACGUCAACUCGCCCAUCGACUCUCUCUAUUACCCCCCGACAACCCUGUGCGCCGCAAACACGAACAGCUGCUCCUGGAAAAAAUGUACGACGUGGGAAUCCUGUCAAGCACGAGCAAGCUGUCCAGCGUCGAGCAUGGAGCUACGGUGAGCGCAUUCGCCCGCAGGAGACUUCCCGUGGUCAUGACAAGGCUCCGUAUGGCAGAGACUGUGUCAGCGGCCACCAAAUUCAUUGAGCAGGGGCAUGUACGAGUGGGUACGGAGACGAUAACCGAUCCGGCGUUCUUGAUCACACGGUCCAUGGAAGACUUUGUUACUUGGACUGUGGGCAGCAAGAUUAAGCGGGAUAUCAUGAAGUACCGGGAUGAGCUGGACGACUUCGAGUUGCUGCACUAGGGGAGGGGUUGAGGACCUGGGGAGGUUGUACAAGGACCGGAAAGAGUUGGAUCUAAGGUCCAUACUUUGCAUUGCUUGGCGUCCUGGAGUUUAUCUGUUGGCCGGAAAAGUGAUUCGCUUCCCCUGGGCUGCAAGAAAAGGGGCCCUAUCAGUUGCGUAUCGAAGUGAGACGUGACAUGAUUUGAGUCGUGAUAUACCCAACAUAGAGAAAAGUAAUAGUUCAAAAGAUACAUAGCCAAAGCGGUUAUCAUCUAUUGACGUUUAAACUCAUAGGGUUCCGAGAUUACGAAGACGGCUCCAAGUUGCGUCUCCUUCCAGCAAUUCUAAGUGGCUGUUUUCAUGGCGUUGUGUCUGAGUUACGCUCCAUUAUUUUACCCAAACCUCAACUAUCAGUUUGUGAUGCAAUCAGAUUCGGUCUAGGAGAAGGAGUGUGAAGUGUUAACGAACCCCACUUGAGCCAGCAAGUCACGUG
Pseudomassariella vexata is the source of this 1119-nucleotide messenger RNA. RefSeq names its product U3 small nucleolar ribonucleoprotein IMP3. Gene Ontology annotation, molecular function: rRNA binding; structural constituent of ribosome; snoRNA binding. The record is from RefSeq and is a predicted model, not a curated record. Gene Ontology annotation, cellular component: small ribosomal subunit; Mpp10 complex; small-subunit processome. Lineage: Eukaryota; Fungi; Ascomycota; Sordariomycetes; Amphisphaeriales; Pseudomassariaceae. Gene Ontology annotation, biological process: rRNA processing. The transcript is spliced from 3 exons. Bases 93 to 647 code for a protein of 184 amino acids.